This is a messenger RNA of Prunus mume (Japanese apricot), 1186 nucleotides long. Its product is annotated as SNF1-related protein kinase regulatory subunit beta-2-like. NCBI's taxonomy places the organism in Eukaryota, Viridiplantae, Streptophyta, Magnoliopsida, Rosales, Rosaceae. Gene Ontology annotation, molecular function: protein binding. The record is from RefSeq and is a predicted model, not a curated record.
CCAUUAUUAGUCCACCGUAGGAUCUUCCAAACUCAUUGGAGAAUCAAAUUCACUGUUCCUUAUGCACAGUUGCCUUUUCAACACUGAGCCAGUUAUUAGAGAGAGAGAGAGAGAGAGAGAGAGAGAGAGAGAGAACUACUUGUGCUGUCCAUUUACACAGAAAAAGAAAAAUUCAAAGGGCAAAAAAGAAAGUCUGUAAGUGAAGGUGCAAAAAUAAUGCUACCUUUCCUUCAGUCAAUUCCUGGUUGGGUUUCUUGUGUGUUUGCAGUCUGUUUACAGAGAUGGUAAUGGGUAAUGCCAGUGGUAGAAAAGAUGGAGAAGGCCCUUCUGAAGUUUACAACUUUCAAGGGGAUGAUGGAUAUGUAGAACCCAUGGCUCACUCUCCUCCCCAUAGCCCCAGAGCUUUCCACCCAUCUCUCUUCUUCACUUCACAAAAUCCUAGGGACCCCUUACCAAGACCUGCUGAGGCAUUAUCACAACAUUCAGUUUAUAAUGAAUAUGUACACAACGAGAAAUUGAUACGGGCAAAGAUAUCAUGGAACCAUGGUGGUAGGCAAGUUGCUAUCACAGGAUCAUGGGAUAAUUGGGAGACCAGUGAACUCAUGCAGAGUAUUGGCACAGAUUUCGUCAUCUUAAAGUUGCUUCCAUCAGGUCUCUACCAGUACCGCUUCAUUGUUGACGGGAGUUUGAGAUGUGCUGCAGACUUGCCAUGGGUCUAUGAUAAUUCAGGGAGUGCCUAUAAUGUUUUGGACUUGCAGGAAUGUGUUUCAGAUUUGCGUGAGCGUCUCGCAAAGUUCGAAUCUCCUCCAUCCCCACCUUCAAGCUAUGAUAACAGGCGCUUAAGUGAAGAUGAUUUCAGUAAACCUCCGCCAGAAGUACCCCCACAGCUACAAGAAGCAUUUUUAAACAAGCCAUCCUCCUCAAAUGGUGGUGACCAGCCAUUGCCAAUGCCUCAUCAUUCACAAUUGAACCAUUUGCACAUCCAGAACCAUGUUGGUGGCAAGUUUUUUGCACUCAGCUCUACACAUAGGUUUCGUCAAAAACUUGUUACGGCGGUAUUAUACAAGCCAUUGAGAAGAGCAAAUCAUUAGUUCUUUUUAUCUUAUUAUGGGAGUAGAGAAUAUUUUAUAGAUGUAAUAUUGAUUAGAGGAUUGUAAUGAUUCAGUAGGUUGAGAAAGCAGUUAAU